AUGCAGCGAGAAAGCGAGGUGGAUCGGCUGGCCAGCCUGCAAGUAGAGCUGAGGCACAAGAAGAUGCGAGCCGCGGCGGUAGGCCGCUCCUUGGAGGCUCUGCGACGCAGGAAGAGAAACUUGGACGAGGAGCUGGAGGAGAUGCUGAUCGUCUCUGAGCUUCGCAGAGUCUAUGAGCUCGAGGCAUCGCAGGUGCUGCAAGCUCAGGAGGGACAGGUCAGGGCAGGAGGAGAGCAGUUGGUUCCCAUGCCGAAUACUGUCGAGCGGUCGGUUGCCACCAUGGAGGCAUCAGAUGCUGGCGGGGAAAGGACGAGCAUGCAGAUGCCAGUUGUCAGACAGGAGGAUAGCGGUGUUCGGGAGGCAGCACAGGGAGCGAUGCAGGAGGGAGCGCGUGCUCGGACCGCUGACGACGAAGAUACUUCGUCGCAGAGUGAUAAUCACGAUGACAACGAGGAUGCAACAAAAACCUCCGACCCUUCACAGGGAGGAGACUGA
This is a messenger RNA of Guillardia theta CCMP2712, 495 nucleotides long. RefSeq lists its product as hypothetical. The transcript is spliced from 5 exons. The record is from RefSeq and is a predicted model, not a curated record. Bases 1 to 495 code for a protein of 164 amino acids. NCBI's taxonomy places the organism in Eukaryota, Cryptophyceae, Pyrenomonadales, Geminigeraceae.